Messenger RNA from Linum tenue, 2925 nucleotides. The record is from the annotation of a GenBank genome assembly. Lineage: Eukaryota; Viridiplantae; Streptophyta; Magnoliopsida; Malpighiales; Linaceae.
GAAAAAUAAAUGAAUUCCGAGUCUCACAAUAGUCGUAGGUCGCUUCCCUUCUUCGUUGACUCUGCCCCACAGCUAGAGGCAGAGUGACUCUACUCUCCCCUGCUCUUUCUCAACUUUGUCGCCGUCCGGUUGUGCCUUUCCUCUCAGUUUUCAAAACCCCCGAUGAACAGACUUUCCCCGGACGGUGGUGGCGACGAUGGCAACGACGGGUCUGAAUCACUUGCAUCUCCCUUAUUGCUCCCACAGCGUUCCCUCAUCAAUUCCACCUCUCAGGUUGCCCUCGUCGGCGCCAAUGUCUGCCCGAUCGAAAGCCUCGACUACGAAAUCGCGGAGAAUGACGUGUUCAAGCAGGACUGGAGGUCUCGCGGGAAGAAGCAGAUGUUCCAGUACUUGUUCAUGAAGUGGUCGCUCUGUUUUCUUGUUGGGUUGAUUGUUAGCGUAAUUGGGUUCUUCAAUAACUUGGCCGUCGAGAACAUUGCUGGAUUGAAGUUCGUGGUCACUUCCAACAUGAUGCUCGCCGGGAGGUUUAAGAUGGCAUUUUUCGUGUUCUCUGCAUCUAACUUGGUAUUGACUCUGUUUGCAACCCUCAUCACGGCAUUCAUAGCUCCGGCUGCCGCCGGUUCUGGUAUACCGGAGGUGAAGGCUUACCUCAAUGGUGUGGAUGCUCCAGGAAUCUUAUCUUUGCGCACUCUGUUUGUCAAGGUUGUUGGAAGCAUCUCAGCUGUGUCAGCAUCUCUUGUAGUUGGGAAGGCAGGGCCAAUGGUCCACACAGGCGCCUGCGUUGCAUCCUUGCUCGGCCAAGGUGGCUCCAAGAAGUAUGGCUUAACAUGGAAAUGGUUGAGAUUCUUCAAGAACGACCGUGACAGGCGAGACCUCGUGACCUGUGGAUCGGCAGCUGGAAUAGCUGCUGCCUUCCGCGCCCCUGUUGGCGGUGUGCUCUUUGCUCUCGAGGAAAUGGCAUCCUGGUGGAGAAGUGCCCUGUUGUGGAGAUCUUUCUUUGCGACGGCUGUAGUUGCCAUAGUUCUCCGCGCCUUGAUCGAUGUGUGUUUGAGCGGGAAGUGUGGUUUGUUCGGCAAAGGAGGGCUCAUCAUGUUCGACGUCUAUUCAGCAAGCAUCACUUACCAUCUUACUGACGUCCCUUCUGUGCUUCUUCUUGGAGUCAUGGGAGGCAUUUUGGGAAGCUUCUAUAACUUCCUGCUAGAGAAAGUCCUUCGAAUGUACAACUUCAUCAACGAGAAAGGCACGGUCUACAAGAUCCUACUAGCUUGUCUGAUAUCACUAUUCACAUCAUGCCUCCUCUUUGGAGUCCCAUGGCUCGGCUCAUGCCAGCCAUGUCCACCCGAUGCAUUGGAGGCCUGUCCAACGAUAGGCCGGUCAGGCAACUACAAGAAGUUUCAGUGUUCGUCUGGCCACUACAAUGAUCUCGCCAGCCUCAUCUUCAACACCAAUGAUGACGCCAUUCGUAACCUCUUCAGUAGGAAUACUGACUCCGAGUUCCAUGCCUCCUCAGUCCUCGUCUUCUUCCUUAUCUGCUGCGUCCUGAGCAUCCUCAGCUACGGUAUCGUUGCUCCGGUUGGUCUAUUUGUCCCUGUCAUAGUCACUGGUGCAUCAUAUGGCCGGUUUGUUGGAAUGCUGUUUGGCGGUCGACCCCACUCGAGCCUCAACCAUGGCCUCUACGCUGUUCUGGGAGCUGCAUCAUUCCUUGGUGGAUCAAUGAGGAUGACAGUUUCUCUAUGUGUGAUCCUUCUCGAGCUCACAAACAAUCUUCUGUUACUGCCAUUGAUAAUGCUGGUUCUACUGAUCUCUAAAACUGUUGCUGAUGCUUUCAACGGCAAUAUCUAUGACUUGAUCAUGAAGGCGAAAGGGUUUCCGUAUCUCGUGGCACACACUGAACCUUACAUGAGACAACUGACGGUUGCUGACGUGCUCUCCGGUCCUCUUUGGACAUUCCACGGAGUUGAGAAGGUUGGAACUAUUGUUCAUGUAUUGAGGAUCACGAAGCACAAUGGAUUCCCUGUUGUUGAUGAAUGUUCCCAGGACGAUUCACGAGUGCUUUACGGGUUGAUCCUUCGAGCCCAUCUCGUUGAGCUGCUAAAGAGGAAGGACGGUUUUAUGUCAACAUCAGCAGAGAGCAGAGGAGGCGGCGUGGAGUUCUCGGCUGCCGACUUCGCGAAGAGAGGGUCAGGGACUCGGGACACCAUUGAUGAUUUGGAGAUUAGUGCAGAGGAGAUGGAGAUGUACGUUGACUUGCAUCCUUUUACGAAUGCUUCUCCAUACACUGUCGUGGAGACGAUGUCGCUUGCCAAGGCUCUUGUUCUGUUCAGACAACUCGGGUUAAGACAUCUCUUGGUUAUCCCCAAGAUCACCAAUAGAUCACCUGUGGUAGGAAUCUUGACGAGGCAUGAUUUCAUGCCAGAACAUGUACUGGGAUUGCAUCCAUUGCUAUUCAGGAGCAGAUGGAAGAGGUUGAGGUUGCAGGUACCACGGACUUUCAGCAUCUUCUGAAGAGGAUUUGAUCGACUAUAAAGUUGUACAUUUGCAGUUUAGGGACAGGGAGGUUUAUAUGAGUUAAUUUCUGGCUAACAAGAAUGUUGAGCAAUGCAGGUUAUGUUAAUGUACCAUUACAGAUUUUUUUCUUCCAAUUACCAUUACAGUUUUGAACUGUCAGUGAUUCCCUUCAAGUUAUGUUUGAUACAAGGAACGGUUGAAAGCUAAGGCUCUAAACCCUCCAAAAUGGGGGAAGAAGCUAUUUGCUGAAUUCCGAGAUCGAAAACCUCAGAGAACUCCUUAAUCAACGACUUAUAAGCAGUUUCAAUCAGCUGAGUAUCAUCAUCAUCAUCUAUGCCCAGCAAUGACUUGAUGCUUCCCACCCUUCUAUCCUUGAUCCCACAAGGCACUAUCGAUUUGAAAGGCGCCAAAUCCGUG